Molecule: messenger RNA, 2048 nt
Organism: Diabrotica virgifera virgifera (western corn rootworm)
Lineage: Eukaryota; Metazoa; Arthropoda; Insecta; Coleoptera; Chrysomelidae
Product: cilia- and flagella-associated protein 73-like
Exons: 5
Coding region: 99-1499 (466 amino acids)
Source: RefSeq, a predicted model, not a curated record
CAAGACAACAAACGUUGUUGAUACGUGUGCUAGUGUCAUCAGUCCCAUAAAAGAACUUACAACAAGUAUUCUCGUUUAGUUCUUCGUUGGAAAUAAUAAUGCAAUCGGAGAGUAAGUUGUGCGAAUAUGAGACAGAAGCAAUUAUUGCUAGCUCCAGUCCAGAAAAUCUAGAACACAGUCCGUUUCAGUCCUCUAAACUUGAGCUGAAAUACCCGAAAGAAGAUUAUAGAAAAAUAUUUAAGCAACAAAAUGAGAAUCGCAAGAGUUUACGUCUGCUGUCCAAUAAAGUAGCGCCUUAUACAGGGUGUACUGAUUAUCUGAUGUCCAAGAAGCGAACAAAAAAGCGUCAGAAGAAAAUUGAUCUUGAAAAUCUUGCCAAGAGGAAUGUAUUAACAAGUCAUAGUUUAGCCCAAAGAAGAUUGUAUCAGAUUGAUGAUGAUCUGAAGCAGUUAAGAGAGGAGGAGAUUGAGAGGCGAAAAGUUUUGGACAAUAUGUGGAAAGAGCUAAAAAACAAAGAAGAAAGUUUAAGGGACUCAUUUAUAGGAUUUGAUAAGUUUAUGAUCGAGAACAAAGAAAAGAGGGAAAGAUCAACGGAAAAAAUCACGACAAUGGGAGCACUAGCUCAAGAAAAGACACAGCAGGUUGAGGAACUAAGAAAAGAAUACGACCAAUGCAUAGAGUUAAAGGAAUUGCUCGAUAAUGGAAUUAAAAACCAUUCUCAUUUCGAGAAAUAUCUGUUGGCAGUCGUUGACAAAAACCAUAAAAAGUUUUCCACUAUUGAGGAUCUCUUCAAAAGGUUUGAUGCGCUUUUGGAAGCAAGAUAUAUUUUGUCUAAUUUGUUUGAACGCCAUCUAUCGCAGCUAGAAGAAGCUAAGGAUGCAGUGGACAAAAUGGUGAUGGUGAAGUGCGUUAAAAUAGCAGGAUUGAGUAACACGCUAGCUGAUCUCCACAAGCGAUUUGAAGCUGCCAAAUUUACGUGUGCCAACUGGGAACAAUACCAUCACAAAGUCGUACUGGAAGCUAUGGAAAAAGUCAUGGAAAUCCAGGCAGUCAAAGACUCCGUUUGGCAGGUGUACCAAGAUAUAUGCAGAAGAAAAGGCGUGAAGCCGGUCUUUAAAGGAAACUACGCCCAACAACUAGAGAUAAUAAAGAAAGCUCUGCUUAAGUUUAGGUUGGUUAAUAAAAUGGCUAAAGCUAUGCAGGAUGAAAGUGGAUCACCUCGCAGUGAGGAAGCUUCUUCUAGCGAUAGUAUAGUUGUCAACGUUGUGCAUAAAGUGAACAAAAAGCUAGAAGAAAAUGCGAAAAUUGUGAAGCUCCCUCCGAAGGAAGAAGAGAAGAAAGUUAGCUUUUUGCAGAUUCCGCAUACGUUACUGGCUGCAAUGAAAUUCAAAGGUGGUAUUAAGAAAGCAGAAAGUGGAAUACAUCAAAGCAGAUCAACGUCGUUGAUGCGUUUGUCUGCUAGUAGUGGUUUUAAGGGACGAACUAGUCGUUCAUCUUAGAGCCUUAUCCCACCGAAGCUGCGCAACUGCGACGCUGCAGUAGUAGGACAUAAGCAGGCGACAUGGAGUUGCCCUAUCAAAGCAACGUGUUUUCUACAUCUCUACUACAUUCCGUUCAGUGAACAAUGUAAUCAAGUGCAGACAAUGAUUUCCUUUUCGAUAUUUUAAACGAUACUACCGCACACACAGCUUGAAUGUUGCUUAUAAACUAACCUGUCGAGUCGCAAGCUUUGGCGCAACGAGAGCCUUGGUUGUAGUUUAUAGGUGCAAGAUUAAUUUAGCCCAGAAACAUACGAACCACUCUUAGACCACUCAUUAGGGAUGGCGGUUUUUGACAAAACACCGGUUUUCGGUUAUACCGGUUUUUUUUGCUUACGGUUUAAACUGGCGGUUAUAACCGGCCUAAAAAACCGGUUUUUGGAAAAACCGGUUUUCGGUUUUUUUAAUCCAAUAGGUUACAAUGUUACAUUUACAAUGCACUUUAGUUUGCGAUACUCUAUUCGACUCGAUACUCGAUAUCAAUAUGAUCAAAAUUAGUACUAUCGAAAG